Condylura cristata (star-nosed mole) is the source of this 1545-nucleotide messenger RNA. RefSeq lists its product as uncharacterized. Gene Ontology annotation, cellular component: ribosome; cytosolic large ribosomal subunit. NCBI's taxonomy places the organism in Eukaryota, Metazoa, Chordata, Mammalia, Eulipotyphla, Talpidae. Gene Ontology annotation, biological process: ribosomal large subunit assembly; translation. The record is from RefSeq and is a predicted model, not a curated record. Gene Ontology annotation, molecular function: structural constituent of ribosome; 5S rRNA binding.
AUGCAUUCUAAAAGCAGUGACAAGGAGGAGGGCUCAGCCCCCAAACCAUUUCCAAGAUGUGACCACACACUCCAGGGAUCAAAAGACAUGAAGCAUAGACAGCAAGAAAAGGACUCUACCAGAGAGUCAGCUGCAAUCCUUCCAUGUCCUAAGUCUCACAGUGGUAAUGGCCACCAAGGGGAAGACCUUUCAAGAGAUGAUCUAUUGUUUCUUCUCAGCAUUUUGGAGGGAGAAUUGCAGGCUCGAGAUGAAGUCAUAACCAUUUUAAAGGCUGAAAAAAUGGACUUGGCCUUGCUGGAGGCUCAGUAUGGGUUUGUCACUCCAAAAAAAGUAUUGGAGGCUCUCCAGAGAGAUGCUUUUCAAGCAAAUUCUGCCCCUUGGCAGGAGGAUAUCUAUGAGAAACCAAUGAAUGAGUUGGACAAAGUCAUGGAAAAAUAUAGAGAAGCUUAUAGAUGGAUCCUGGAACAACUUUUAAUGGUAGAAAAAGCUCAUAGGCAAACCAUAAUGGAGUUGGAGGAAGAAAAGAGAAAACAUAAGGAAUACAUGGAGAAGAGUGAUGAAUUCAUAAGCUUACUAGAACAAGAAUGUGAAAGUCCCUGCCUCCUGCCCUAUGGGGUUUCCACAUCAUUCCUUCACUCCUCCAUGAAUACAACACACACACACCCCAAAACUCAGUUUACCUUGGAAAGCGGUAGGGUAGUCUGCAUUUCUGUCAUCUACAACCUCAGCUUCCAGUUCCUAAAUUAUGACAUGUUAACUGUUUCAGAAUACUGCAAGAGAACAAUGAAUUUUUGUAUUUUGCAGGAUAAAAAUAAAUAUGACACACACUAAUACAUGAAGAUAGUUCAUGUAACCAAUACAGAUAUCAUUUGUCACAUUGUUUAUGCCCAUAUAGUAGAUAUGAAUGCUUGUGUAGCUUAUGUUCAUGAACUCCCAAAGUAAGGUGUGAAGGCUGGCGUGACAAAUCAUACUGCAGUGUAUUAUUGCCUUCCACUGACCUGCAGGCUUCACAAUAGGUUUCAGCAUAGAUAUGAAGGCUAAGUAGAAGUGACUUGGCAUGAAUACAAUGUGGAAAGAAUUGAUGGUUGACCUGGUACGUUCUACUUGGAUCAACUUGCCAGAACUACCACUGGAUAUAAAGGUUUGGGGGCCCUGCAUGGAGGUGUGGAUGGAGGUUUAUCUAUUCCUUACAGUAUCAAACUUCCUGCCUAUGAUUUAGGAAGCAAUGAAUUCAAUGCAGAAAUACAUCAGAAGCAAACCACAGGUCAGAGUGUUGCAAAUUACAUGAGUUAAUUAACAGAAGAAGAUGAAGAUAUUUAUAUGAAGCGAUAUAUAAAGAACAAUGUAACUCCAGGCAUGAUGGAAGAGAUGUCUAAAAAAGCCUGUACUGCUAUCAGAGAAAAUCCAAUCUAUGAGGAGCCUAAGAAAGAAGUAGAAAAGAGGAGAUAGAACCAACCCAAAAUGUUUCUUGCCCAGAAGAAAGAUCAGGCAAAUCAGAAGACAAGCCUCCUCCAAUCUCUGGAGCUGGCUUAUGAAAACCAAUAA